CUAGGUGGUGUCAAAUUAAUGGUAUGCUGAAAACUUAAGAGCAAAACUCUCUCUAGGUUUGGCUAAGUACCCAGAAUCAGAGGUAUAUUUGAAACUCAAUUGGAACACAUCUUAGAAGGUGUAGUUGUUGGUUGGUUCAAAGGGUGGCAUGGCUGCUGCACAGGCUCAGAGUUGGGUUGGAGAAAGUGGUGGUCUACUAAGCAACCCAAAACGCAUGGAAGCUUCUCUGAUGGAAGCUGGAGCACGUCAUCUUGUUACUAGCUUCCUUGGACGUUAUAUCUCUACUGGAUCUUUAAUUUUGAUGGAGGAAGGGGGCACAAUAUUUACUUUUAAAGGAAACAAGAGAAAAUCUUCUUUAAAAGUUGUUCUUAAAGUUCAUAGACCCCAGUUUUACUGGAAGGUCAUGACAAGGGCUGAUUUAGGCCUUGCAAGUGCAUACAUUGAUGGCGAUUUUUCUUUCACUGAUAAAAACGAUGGUCUUUUGAAUCUUUUUAUGAUUUUCAUUGCAAGCAGAGAUUCAAAGUCCUCUGCCUCAAAAUUGAAUAAGAGAAGGGGCUGGUGGACACCGGUGCUAUUCACAGCUGGUUUAGCAUCUGCAAAAUACUUUUUCGCUCAUUGUUUAAGGAAAAAUACUCUUAAGCAGGCUCGAAUAAACAACUCUCGUCAUUUUGAUCUGAGCAAUGAGCUUUUUGCUCUGUUCUUGGGGGAAUCAAUGCAAUACUCCUGUGCUGUAUUUAAGAAGGAGGAUGAAGACUUGAAUGUUGCACAGCAGAGAAAAAUCUCACUUUUGAUAGAAAAGGCAAGAAUUGAUGAGAAGCAUGAAGUUCUUGAAAUUGGGUGUGGUUGGGGAAUAUUUGCUAUUCAAGUUGUCAAACAAACUGGAUGCAAAUACACUGGCAUCACUCUGUCUGAAGAGCAAUUGAAAUUUGCAGAGAAGAAAGUAAAAGAUGCUGGCCUUCAGGACAACAUUAGAUUUCUUCUUUGCGACUACCGCCAAUUGCCUGAUGCCAACAAAUACGACAGAAUUAUAGCCUGCGAGAUGAUAGAACAUGUUGGCCAUGAAUUUAUAGAAGAGUUUUUCAGUUGCUGUGAAUCAGUCUUAGCAGAAGACGGGGUUCUUGUUCUGCAGUUCUCAUCGCUACCAGAUGCACGUUAUGAAGAGUACAGGAAAAGUUCAGAGUUUAUGAAGGAAUAUAUUUUUCCUGGUAUUUGCGUGCCUUCAUUAAGCAGGGUAAUAUCAGCCAUGGCUGCUGCAUCCAGGCUCAGUGUGGAGCACGUGGAGAAUAUAGGGCAUCAUUACUACCAAACACUCAGAUCUUGGAGAAAAUUUUUUAUGGAGAACCAGAGGGAAAUCCUUGCUCUUGGCUUUGAUGAAAAAUUCAUACGGACGUGGGAAUAUUACUUUGACUAUUGUGCUGCUGGUUUUAAAACAUGUACAGUUGCAAAUUAUCAGGUUGUAUUCACACGUCCUGGCAAUGUUGCUGCAUUUGGAAAUCCAUAUCAAAGUUUGCCUUGGGGAUUUUAGUGGCAGGAGUUCACCCUCUUCCUGGCGGAGCAAAGAUUGAAGUACUCAUGCUAUAUAUGGCUCAUUGAUUUUUACUUGAUAUAUUAUAAUUUUCUAAGUAUAAAAUGAUGAACUAUGGCUUCUUCUGAAGUUUGUAAUAAAAUGAUGAAUAAUAUGACUCCACAAAUAAUCCAACUUGUUUUCUUUUCCUAUUCAA
This is a messenger RNA of Corylus avellana, 1721 nucleotides long. The record is from RefSeq and is a predicted model, not a curated record. Lineage: Eukaryota; Viridiplantae; Streptophyta; Magnoliopsida; Fagales; Betulaceae.